This is a messenger RNA of Symbiodinium sp. CCMP2592, 324 nucleotides long. NCBI's taxonomy places the organism in Eukaryota, Dinophyceae, Suessiales, Symbiodiniaceae. The record is from the annotation of a GenBank genome assembly.
AUGGAGACAUGGGGUCAUCGCGAAGGAGUAUCGCGGCGAGAAAUUCUCCAUGCGCUGAGGGUCCACAUGUUCCACGAAGACCAGGUGCAGUUGCGAUUCGAGCUCCAGCAGACGCGUGGGGACACGAUCAUCCGCGUCAUGCCGAAGAGGGCACAUCACUCCGAGCCUGCUAGGGGAGAGAGGUCUGAGAGAUCGGCGAGAUCGGACCAAUUUUCCAGGAGGUCUCCCCCUCGAAAGACGGAGUCGGAAGAGAGGAUGUCAACUCCAGGUGCACCGGGCAGCUCCACCGAGACGUUCUACGCCCCAAGGCCCGUUGCUAAAAAG